Molecule: messenger RNA, 1206 nt
Organism: Stylonychia lemnae
Lineage: Eukaryota; Ciliophora; Spirotrichea; Sporadotrichida; Oxytrichidae
Source: the annotation of a GenBank genome assembly
AUGGAAAAAAAUAGUUCAGAUUAAAAAAUCAAGCUAACUAAAUAUUGUAUCAAAGGUUUCGACUACGCUGAGAGAAAUACUGUUAAUUAAUACUCUCUUCUAGAUAAGAUAGGUGAAGGAAGCAUAUCCAAAAUUUUUCUAGCUUUAGUGAACUAAACGUAAAAAAAAUACGCAAUAAAGAGAAUACCUAAGAAUCACUUAAAAAACAAGCAGUCAAAGGCAUAUAAGGAAACAUGGAAUGAAAUUGAUAUUUUGGAAAAAGCGAAUCAUCCAAAUGUCAUUUAAAUUUACGAGGUUAUUGAUCCAAGUGAUGAUAAAGGGGAGUUUUAUUUGAUUUUAGAGUACUGUGAAAAAGGUCAGUUGCUUGACUACAAUGAAGAAACUAAGCUGUUUGAGCCGAAAACUGAUAAAAAGAGGGAAUUUUAUUCAGAAGAUGAGAUUAGACAGUACAGUAAUUAAAUAGCAUCAGGUCUAGAUUAUUUGCAUUAUGAAGGGAUUAUUCAUUGUGAUUUAAAGCCACUAAAUAUCUUAUUAGAUGAGAAUAAUAUUGCUAAAAUAGCAGACUUUGGUGUUUCAUAAAAACCAAAAGACGGAGAUUUAAUGAGUAAUUCCAAAGGCACAUUCGAAUUUUUAUCACCUGAAUUGGUUUAGAUGACUCCUAAAUCUGAUAAAAUAUCUGGGAAAGCAAUUGAUUUAUGGGCUUUUGGCUUAAUUAUCUAUUGUAUGACUUUUAAUGAUUUACCUUUUUCAAUUGGACCUGGUGUACUGAAUAACAUUAAGAAAUUUCAACUUGAUUUUACAGGUAAACGAAGAAUUUCAUACGGAUUAAAAGCCCUCAUUUAAGGUCUCCUGUAAAAAGAUCCAAGUAAUAGAUUCACAAUGCAGGAUGUAUUUAAUGAUCCAUGGUUUAACAAUUAGCAUAAGGAUAAAGAUGUAGAUUACAGUGCUCUAAAUGUAACUCCAUAAGAUUAGUAAUAAUCAUAAAGACUUUUGCCUCCUAUAAAUGCUAAAAAUGGUUAUUCAGAGUAACAGCAAAGAAAUAAAGUUUAAUCUGAAGUAGAUAACUACUUGCAUGUAGAUAUCUUAGAGGACGCUUAAAAGUAAAAGCAUCAUUCAAAAGAAAAUUAGCCGAUAGCAAGCUACACUAAAUCUAGAAAACAGAGAAAAUAAGAAGAGGAUGACUUAGAUGCCGAUCUAUUCUCUUGA